UUGUCCCUUCCAGGGGAGCGAGUGGGCUGCGAAGACGGCCACGAGGGAACGAGUGCUUGAGGGAGGUGUAGCUUGUGGCUGAUGUGAGGCCUCUACGAGUGGAAAGUAAUAUUCUGAUUUGGAGCCUGCACCUGCUUAACUGGAGCGGUUUGUCUGGAGACUCUCCGUUCGAGGCUGCGCUGCCACCUGUGGUGCCUGUGCCCCGUCACUCCCUAGUUCAUUGCUUGGAUGGCUCUGCCCCCUCCAGACCCACAGUUUGUGCUCAGAGGUACCAGUGCUGCAGUCCACACACUACAUUUCUCCUGUGGAGGCCAAGAACCUGAUGUCCCCAUUCUUUUCUCUGGGUCUGAGAAUGGACUUAUCCAUGUCUGGAACCUGAAAACACGCAGAGUGGACACAGCACUGGAUGGCCACGGAAGAAACUCUGUCUACUGCGUGGAGACAAUGGGUGGUAAAGACAGACUCCUCAGUCAGGGUCGUGACCAGAGGAUCUGCCUGUGGGAUUUAGCAGAGGGACGGAGGUUGGUGAUGGAUUCUGUCUGCACGGAGAACGUGGGAUUCUGCAGGUGCUCUCUGUUAAAGGUGGCACAGGAACGCUGGCUAAUGGCCAUGGCCUCCAAAGCCCUGGAGGAGGUUCAGGUUUUGGAGCUGCCAUCCAAGACGUCAGUCUGUACCUUGAAGCCAGAGCUGGGUGCCAAGCUGGGCAUGCCCAUGUGUCUGAAGUUAUGGCAGCUCAGCUGUGGUUCACAACCUUUGCUUCUAGCUGGCUAUGAAGAUGGAUCAGUGGUCCUUUGGAAUCUGUCAAUGGGAAAAGCAAUGAGCCGACUUGUUUGCCACCAGGAGCCAGUGAUGAGCCUUGACUUUGACUUGGAGAAGACCAAGGGGAUCUCAGGCUCAUCUGAAAAGGUGCUUAGCAUCUGGAGCCUCAAUGAACAACAGAACCUCCAGGCUUACAGAACACACGGACUUGUUAACGCUGGCAUAUCUGAUAUCACCAUCCGUCCAGACAAGAAGAUUUUAGCAACAGCAGGGUGGGAUCAUCGCAUCAGGAUCUUUGGCUGGAAAAAAAUGAAGCCCUUAGCAGUCUUGGACUACCACACAGCAACUGUCCAUUGCGUGUCCUUCUCAGAUCAUAACCAGCCCAGUGAGAGACUGCUGGCAGCUGGCUCAAAAGAUCAUCGCAUCAGUAUCUGGUCAAUAUAUACGCAGGCGUGAUGUGUUCCGCACUGCUGUGGACUAAGAAAACAGGAUUGGUGAUGCAAUUUUGCACUGGAAUUAACACCUGGAUGUGGGAAUGCAGUAGAAUGUAUUUUCAGACUGAGCUGAGAGACCUCAGUUACUUCUUAUGUUUCUUGUUCAAGCUGCUUGUUUUCAAGAGAGGGAACUGGAUUCUGAAAAUUCCUAACAAGCAGAAGAGGGCCAGUCACAAACAGGGACCCAGAGCAAGUCACUGUGAGUUCUGCUACAGGCUUUUCUUAGGGCAGGUUGCUUAAAAAGUCUGUGCCAAUAUCUUCUUUUGUGUAAAAGGACUGAAAUCCCUCAGACUGUGGUGGGGGCAGAAUCCAUCUGUUUGUAAGUCAUUUAUGUAUCCAAGAAUCCGAACCACUGUAAAAUAUUACUCUUUCUUGAAAAUUUAUACCCAUUAAACCACCUCCAGUGGUUUCUCAUUGUCA
Molecule: messenger RNA, 1673 nt
Organism: Pogoniulus pusillus (Red-fronted tinkerbird)
Lineage: Eukaryota; Metazoa; Chordata; Aves; Piciformes; Lybiidae
Gene: GNB1L
Product: G protein subunit beta 1 like
Exons: 7
Coding region: 229-1215 (328 amino acids)
Molecular function (GO): protein binding
Source: RefSeq, a predicted model, not a curated record